AUGUCGAAUAAACGACCUUUAUCACCGGAAUCAACUAAUAGUCAAAUAACUGAUAAUAAUAUACGUUCAUUAAAACGUUUAAAACUUCAUUCACUUAUACAAGAAUUACGAAAUGAAGAAGCUAAUUUAGUUAUAUUGAAAAAACUACGUUCAUGUCAACAAUUAGCAACACGAACAAAUAAUAAUACAUCAUCAACUAAUACCACUACCACAACGACAACGACAACAACAACAACAACAGCAAAGACAAAUGGUUUUCAUCCAACAGCAACACGUAUUCCAACAACUACUAAAUCUACAAUACCUAAUACUUCAUUGCCACAUUCAUCAUCACGUACAUCUCUUCAACAAUCAUUGACAUCAGCUACACGAAAAUCAUCCAAUCCAAUAAAUCCACCAUUACCAACUAAAAUUCCUACACCUUUACCAACAAAAACACCUUCAUCAUCAACAAUUUAUUCACUUGAAGAACGUAAAACUCAAGCGAAAAAAGCUUUACGUACACAACUUGAACGUGAUUUAUUAAAUAUUCCAUCACCUAAACCUUUAUUAAGAGAUAUAUUAUUUAUACCAAAUCCAACUAGUCUUGAAUUUCAACCAUAUAUUGGUCUUGAAGAUGUUGUACAAUGUUUAUAUGAAUUACAAACUGAUCGUCAACGUUUACCACAACGUUUUACUGAUCGUGCACAUAUUGAUGAACCAUAUAUAUGUGAUCAUUGUGGUACAGAUUUUACAAUACGUUGGUGGAAACAUAUAAAUACAAAUCAACAAACAAAUAUAUUAUGUGAUCGUUGUAAAAAACAAGUUAUACGACGUACAUCAAAAUCUGAACAUUCAACAUUAUUAAAAAAUGUUUUUGUAUCAGCUAUGGAACAAGAAAAAGAAAUUGAAAAAACUUUUCAAACACUUAUUAAACAACAACAACAACAACAACAACAACAACAACAAAAAAGUGUAUCACGUUCAUCAUCAUCAUCAUCAAAUUUAUCAUCAGCAACAACAAAAUCAAUUACAAAUAAUAAUACUAAUCGUCCAAUGCCAUCUCCAAUAGCAACUAUUCCAUCAUAUAAUCAUCAUCAUCAUCAUCAUCAUCAACAACAAAAAACCAAAACAAAAAUAUCUUUACCACAAACACAAAAUUUUGCAACAAAAAUUUCUCAACAAUCAACAUCAUUAACAAAUGCAACACGAAAAACAAAUGCUAUUGUUCAAUCACAAAUGAAUUCAACAAAUAAUAAUAUUCGAUCAUUAUCACAUAAUAAAAUACCUAUGCCUGCUCAUCAACAACAACAAUUUCGUUCAGCAACUGCUUUAACACAACAUACAAAAACUAAUCAAUUAGUUAAACCACCUAAAACUGCUGUACGACAACAACAACAAGUUGUACCAUCUCGUCCUAUAUAUCAUCAACCAACAAAUGCUAUUAUUUCAUCUUCAACUAUUCAUCCACCAAUACCAUCAUCAGCUAAUUUAAGACCAACAGCAACUAAACGACGAACACUUCCUACAGUUAAUAUGAAAUAA
This is a messenger RNA of Rotaria sp. Silwood1, 1524 nucleotides long. The record is from the annotation of a GenBank genome assembly. NCBI's taxonomy places the organism in Eukaryota, Metazoa, Rotifera, Eurotatoria, Philodinida, Philodinidae.